GAGGCCCUGAACGCAUCAUCGAUGGUUGUUGGAGCCAGUAUGUCUGCUGGUGGUCUUGUCAUGUUAACCUAUCUUAGAACAUUUUGGAAACAUAAUAAACUUGAUUAAAGUCACGUUGUCAGUUUCCAUUUUCUUUUAAACUGGUGCAGUUCAGCCUCUGCUCCACUAGGUGUCAGAAGCUGUCGGCGGAAGUGAAAGCUUUCUCUUUGCUUACAAACAGGAGGUAGGCCUUAAGGCAUCCAUAGCUGAGAACCUGUUAUCCGUUAACCCUGUUUUUAACAUUUUUGCCAAAUCAUUGCACCGUGUCAAAGUCAGGCAAAGUGCCUUUGAAUGCACCAUGAAGACGCAGCUGCUUGGGACCAAGAAGCGCCCAAAAGCAGCCGGAGCCGAGGCUGCUCUGUCUCUACAACAGGAGCUUGUUGCAGCGAUACAUGGGGCGUUUGAAGUGGCUGUGGAGAUAGCGGUUCGAGAGGUGACGAAGCUUGUAGGUCAGGCAACAGGAGACUCCUAUGAAGAGAUGCGACGAGAGAACGAGUCUCUUAAACAAAGACUGCAGAGAGCUGAAGCUCUGCUGGACACUGAGGAAAGGGAAAGCAGCUCUCCUACAAAACAACUCCUGAACGCCACCAACCUCACAGGUCAACCUCCUCUCAUUAAAUACAGUCGUUUCACGGGGGUCAAAGUUGACGCUCCUCCUGCAGUUCACUCUCUCGGGCGUGCACAGCAGCCUCCUGACCCCCAACAGAGACACGAGGAGCAGAGAUCAGCCGGUGACUUAAAGACUCCGCAUGUCAGUGACGCUGCUUCAGAGAAAAGAGAUGAUGGAUGCCUUGUUGCUUGUGAUGCUUUGACUAAAGAAGUCAGUGAUGAAGUCUCCCGUGUGUGUGUGGUGGAGGUAGAAAGCACUAACCAGCCAUGUCAAGAACUGGCCGCUGAAGACCGCGACUCGUCACCACUUCCCAGCCUGGAUGAUGAAACUACUUUAGAACAUGUUACAGUAAAGCGAGAGGAGCUGGAUGAUUCAGCUUGCUGUUUAGACUCCGUCAAAGUAGAGGACUUUAGCCCAGAGUGCAUGUCAGUGGUCCAGACUGAAAUGCUGGAAGAGUGGAAACCAGAAGUGCUGGAUGUUCAGAGCCAAGAUUCAAACUCUUCUCUGUCCUGCACCAGGCUGGCUCAGGAUCUUCCCUCCCUCUCCUCAGAGUUCCCAAACAUCUUCCAGCUGGCAGAACCAGCUCCCAUCCCAGAAGCCCCUCCGCAAGUUUAUGGAGUCCACGUGCAAUCCAGCCGCAGCCACACCUUCACCAACCUCUACGCCUGCAAGUCCUGCGGCCAGACGUUCCACCUGCCCAGCUUGCUGCGACGGCACUACAGCCAGUGCCAGCAGAGGCUCCAGCAGUGUUUUCAGCAGCCCGUAGAUGGAAGCAAGAGGACCAGACUGCAGCUUUACCCGCCGGGCUGCAGCCCCUUCCGCUGCACAGAGUGCCACAGAGAGUUCAACCGUAUGGAGAACCUCAAGACUCACCUUCGCAUCCACACGGGAGAGAUGCCUUACACGUGCUCAGUGUGCUCUAAGAGUUUCCGUCACUCUGGGGCGUUAACCAGGCACUUCCGCAUCCACACCGGAGAGAAGCCUUACAUCUGCGGACAUUGUGGGAAGUCCUUCAGGAACUGUGGGGGGCUUAAAUUCCACCAGCGUUCACACAGCAAGCAGCUACAGUAGCCACACUUAAAAAAUAAAAUAAAAAAGUAUAGUUUUUAUGUGUGAAGUAGGAUCGUAAUUACUGGUUAAUAUCAGGGUUUUGACGGGCCACAUAUUUGGUCUAACCUUAAAGCUGGGAUAGGCAAUUUUAUUUUCUUCUUCGUCAUUGGGCAAACCAUUUCAUUAUAUUCAAGCCUUGUCCAAAAGACUGCCUACCCCAGCUUUAAAUGAAUCUCUGGCUGUUUCAGAAAAGUGGUUAUUUCAUAACUGGGACCCUCCUGUCUGUACUGUUCCUCAUUUUUCUCACUGUUCUUCCCUUUUGCGAUCACGGGUAUUGUUCUUAAAAGCUCUCAACCAGAAAGUAGCAUCUCUACAAGUUAUAGGCACUAUUGAGGUCAAAGUAUUAAGUUACUGAAACAUGACUAUCUAUAAAUCAGUGUCCUCUUUAGUAGAAAAAGACUAAGUAGAAACACAAAUGGAUACUGUCGCUAUGUGAUCAGCCUUUAAAUGAUGACUGUAGCACUUAUUGAUAUCAAGUGUUUUGAACCUUCAGUGUUACUCUAAGUGCAAUUCCCCCCCCAAACUUGUUUUAUGAUAGUUAUUAAAGAAAAUGUUUCUAAUUCA
Molecule: messenger RNA, 2323 nt
Organism: Cottoperca gobio
Lineage: Eukaryota; Metazoa; Chordata; Actinopteri; Perciformes; Bovichtidae
Product: zinc finger protein 24
Exons: 3
Coding region: 338-1720 (460 amino acids)
Biological process (GO): regulation of transcription by RNA polymerase II
Cellular component (GO): nucleus
Molecular function (GO): DNA-binding transcription factor activity, RNA polymerase II-specific
Source: RefSeq, a predicted model, not a curated record